Messenger RNA from Erpetoichthys calabaricus (reedfish), 1287 nucleotides. It is a transcript of the gene myog, whose product is annotated as myogenin. The transcript has 3 exons. The record is from RefSeq and is a predicted model, not a curated record. Gene Ontology annotation, molecular function: RNA polymerase II cis-regulatory region sequence-specific DNA binding; protein dimerization activity; DNA-binding transcription factor activity, RNA polymerase II-specific. Lineage: Eukaryota; Metazoa; Chordata; Cladistia; Polypteriformes; Polypteridae. The coding region runs from base 74 to 790 and encodes 238 amino acids. Gene Ontology annotation, biological process: positive regulation of transcription by RNA polymerase II; positive regulation of myoblast differentiation; muscle organ development.
CAAACAGUUGUUGUGAGCAGUUGUCAUCCAGAGAUCCAGGGAGCAGACGCUCACAACAAAAGUUGCAAGAGCCAUGGAGCUAUUUGAAACCAACCCUUACUUCUUUGCUGAGCAGAGAUUUUACGAUGGAACGGAAAACUUUUUCCAGUCCCGACUGCAAAAUGGCUUUGACCAAAAUGGCUAUCAGGACAGGUCGGUGAUGGGGCUGUGUUCAGAGAGCAGGCUUCUGACAAGCAACGGUCUGGAUGACCAAGUCUCACCUUCGUCCAGUCUCUCCCCACAGGAGCACUGUCCCGGCCAGUGCCUGCCAUGGGCCUGCAAGAUCUGCAAACGUAAAUCGGUGACCAUCGACCGGAGAAAAGCAGCCACCUUGAGGGAGAAAAGAAGGCUGAAGAAGGUCAAUGAAGCUUUCGAAGCCCUCAAGAGAAGCACCCUGAUGAACCCCAACCAGAGGCUCCCCAAGGUGGAGAUCCUGCGCAGUGCCAUCCAGUACAUUGAAAGGCUGCAAACGCUACUGAGUACUCUGAACCAGCAGGAUCGGGAUCAACAGGACGUCCACUACAGGACCACAGGCACUCAGAGGGUGUCCACUUCAAGUGACCAUGGGUCCAGCAGCACAUGCAGCAGCAGUCCAGAAUGGAGCAGCUCAACUGACCACUGCAGCCCCACGUUCAGCAGCAGCACCAGUACCACUGAGCUUUUGACUGAAGACUCACCAGAGCAGACAAACCUGCGCUCCCUCUCAUCAAUAGUGGACAGCAUUGCGAUCGAUGGGGCUGCCAUCUCUUAAUUUCAACGCAUAUCUGAUAACAACGUCUUGACCACAGUGAACACUAAUCACAUCCAGAAAAUGCUCCUGACUCACCCAUAGUCUCCAAGUGCAGCCAUUCAUGUGUGAGCAUGGACAUUCAUUCAAAGGCCAUUAAACUGCGGAGUGCUGGGAAACCAAAGUUAACGAAUCAGCAUGCGUCUUUCUUUGCUCAUAAUUGAAAAGUCAACAAGUUGAAAUCACCUUUGACAAAAAAUUUUUUUUAAUCAUUUUUGCAUUUGUUUCUUUGUGUGUGUGUGUGUGUGUUCUGUGUUCCACGGUAUUUUCAUUUUGCGGGGCCAAUAUUUCAUACGGGAGUGUGACCAAUUUCAGCUUGUUUAACUAAUGACCUGAAUGCUAAUAAUGUAAAUAUGCGCCAUUUUUUUUUACAGAGUGGAUUUGUUAUUUCUAUUUUUUAUUUUGUGGCUAACUUAUUUUAAUUUUUAUAAUAAAGAUUGUUGUGUAUUUGUACAAAACUA